AUGCUGUUGAUCCACUUAAAGUCACUUUGCGAGGCUAGUCUCUCUGAGUUACUGAAUGAAUUGCCUCCAGACCCCUGGCCCGUAAAGCAAGGCAGCCGAGGCCUGCGCAGCGUCGGUACAGCGCUCAGUGUUGCUGUUGGUUUACUUGAGUCGGCUUUUCCGAAUACCGGGGCUCGUCUCCUUCUUUUCCUUGGUGGGCCAUGCACACAAGGCCCCGGGAUGGUAGUAGAUGACGACUUGAAGAAUAUUAUUCGCUCUCACCACGACAUUGAGAAAGAUAAUUGCAAAUAUAUGCGGAAAGCAAUCAAGGUGUGUCUCCUUUGUACCAUCAUUUUGCUUAUUAUCGAUCGGUGA
Molecule: messenger RNA, 354 nt
Organism: Protopolystoma xenopodis
Lineage: Eukaryota; Metazoa; Platyhelminthes; Monogenea; Polystomatidea; Polystomatidae
Source: the annotation of a GenBank genome assembly